CCGUUAUUAUUCCUGGCCAUGUGCAGUAGAGUGAAACCUGAGACUGAGACCUGAGAUGAACACCUGAGAUUGAGGUCCUGGUUAGUAGUAUCUAAAUUUCACCGAGGAAUGAGUCUUUGUUAUAUGGUUCUCCGAGAAAGUAGGAAGGCUUUUGUGAUUUUGUCAAGAAGAAACAUAGUGCUAUGUAGCAGAAGAAUAUCCUCUACUGUUUUUGGCUGGGGUUCAAAUGAUGCUGGAGAACUUGGCAGAGAUAAAAAUUUAGAUUCCCAUUUAAAGCAUGCCAGCUUUGAUUUGGAUGAAGAAGUAGACCUGGUAAGAUGUGGCUAUGGAACAACAUUUCUAUCUAACAAAUCAAGUUUUUCAGUUUAUGCAUUUGGUCUAAAUUCAGUUGGUCAGCUUGGUAACCAGGAAAGGUCAAAUAAAGCGAUAAGGAAAGAUUGUGAUGGAACAGUCAAAGGGAUUUCUGCUGGUAGAGCUCACAGCUUGGUUUUAACAGAUAAAGGAGUUUUUGCAUCUGGAUCAAAUGUUCAAGGGCAAUGUGGUCUAUUGCGUGAUAUAAGAUUUACAGAGUCUUUAGAAAAAGUUCUCUUGCCUUUUGAUGCAGGUAACAUAAUACAGAUUAGUUCUGGUUUGGAUAAUAGUCUCGUCUUAACUACUGAUGGUAAAAUAUAUUCCACUGGGCUUGGAGCUGACGGACAGACAGGCCUUGGUCACCAUGAGUGUCAAUACGGUUUUACACAAGUUGCGGGGCAUAUUAAUAACGAAUGGAUAUCGCAAGUUUCAACAACAACUGAUGCUUGUCUAGCUCUUACUGGUAAUGGGAGCGUCUAUGGAUGGGGAAACAACGAGCUAGGACAAAUUUCAAAGAAAAUCGGUGACAAACAGAUUGCUGUCCCAACACAGGUGCUAAAUUCCAGCAUAUUGCCAAAUAUUUGUCAAGUCUUUUCGGGUGGCUCGUUCUCAGCAAUUCUAUCAGAUGGUGAUGUUUACGUCAAGGGUUAUGGUGCACUUGGCCUUGGACCUGAAUAUGUUGAUGUUGACGAUUUCAGCAAAUUGGAAUUGGACAAAUCAUUCGGAAAAAUUGUCAAAAUAUCUGGAAGUGCAGAUUACAUCGCUGCUCUUACUGAUACCAGAAAACUGCUGACAUGGGGAAGAGGCAACCAUGGUCGCCUUGGACAUGGAGAUACAAAUGACCAAUAUUUUCCUAGAGAAGUGAAUCUCCCUGGGCCUGUCAUCGAUUUUGCUUGCGGUAACGAUCAUAUGGUUUCAAUAGUGGCCUUAGAUGAGUAAGGAAGAAAAGAUAAUUUAGAAAAAUUACAAGAAUUACUUUGAACCAAAGUCCACAAACAAAACAACGUCAGAAAAAUUCUGCAACAACGGCAGCUAGUGGGAUGUGGAGGGGUAAGAGAACGCUUUCUUUACGGGUCAUGAUUUAUUUUUUUAAAUUUUCAUGGCUUUGGAAAAAUACUGCUUUGAGCAGAAGUAACAUUCCAUUCAAGGAUAAAGUAAUUCAUUACAGGAAAAGUAAUUCAUUAACAGAAAUGAGAGAGCCAAGGAGAGACUACUGUGAGUUUGCUUUCGUUCAAAGUCAGAUUUAUUGGAAGCGAUGAUUAUGGUGGUGGUGUUAGUUACUUUGUUAAAGUAGGUCUUUUGCUCCACUUUGUAGAAAGAAAAACUGAUUUUGGUGACUCUAGGGAGAAGAUUUGAAACGAAAUAUUCACCGAAAAAUAGCGGCUUGUUGACAACAUUGACGCGCCAGUUUAGGCCUUGUUACCGUCAGCUCAAUGUUAAAAUGACGUCCAAAUGUGCUUGUUUUCCGUCACAGUGCUGUUGGUGUUGCUAAGAAGAUCUCUCUACGCAAUGAGCUUAUUUAAAUGGGCGAAAUGUCCAGCAGAACAUUCACACAAGUAAUACCAGACUCGAAAUAGCUAAGUUUGCAGACGAACUCCUAAUGCCAUGUUUGAAAGCUCAACAGCACAGUUGUUUUGGAUAGGCCCAGACUGUUACCAUUUUCUGGACAAUGCAAACAGCUUACAAAUCUACCAUGUAACCUGCUUGCUUGAAACAUUAUGUUUUAAGAUAAGGCCUUUACGAAAGUUCUAUCGUUUGGGUGCGGUUGAUAACGUUAUCUCAGUUGCAAAAACUUGCAGUAAAAAAGCUCAGUAGAGUGUGUAAAUACCCUUAAACGCUUUUUGUUACCUCGAUUGAACGAUUGAACGGUCCAUAUCUUGAUUUUUAACGCCGAUUUCAUUAAGUUUUGGCUGUGGCACUGUUCAACAAGAUAGAGCAUUACAGUUUAAAGCACAGAAAAAUAGAGCAACUUCGUUUUAAAUUAUUUUCAAUAAACCUAUAAACCUACAAACGCAAUUCAGCCAAAAGGUGACUCCCACAAGCCUCCUUUAUUUAAGGUCAGAUUGUUACGGGUUUAUUCUGUAAUACUUAAAUACGAGUAUUCGUGCAUUGGCAAAAACGAUAUAUUUUCAUCCGAAGCUAUUAUAAGCGUUUCAUUUCAAUUUUGGUAACUUUUGCUUAGUCAUUUAAGUUACAGUAAGUACGUAAUUUGUUCUUAUUGGUUGGCUUGCAAAUAUGGUGAGAAAGUCAAAAGCAGAAUUUGACCCAUGAAUAAAUAUUGCUCGUAUUCUGGAAAAGAAUUUUUUAACCGAAGACGUCGGCAUCGGAGUUACUGAUUCUGCAAUCUUGCUAAUGCCGUGUAAUUCAAAUGCCUUUUCUGACUCACUAUUAACCUGUCAUACUUCUGCUCAGGUUAAAUACUCUUUUAUGUCUUCAUCUGUUUGCAUCUUCAUUGCUACAUUCAUGCAGUAGAUAAUCUAAAAAUCCCCCUCUAGUUUUUUCACGCUUUUUGUCAAAUCCUUUUCACUGCAAUUGAAGUUAAUCUCCAAAUAUUUCAUAUUUUGAAACCUCUAUUUCUGUAGCUACAUACAAGCAAACUUUUGCUCUCGAUGAAAAACAUCGGGGCAUUUGCUACUUCUAUCCUAGAUGAUUUAAGGUUCUAGCUUUUGGCAAGCUAAAAUCCCGUUAAGACAUUGGGUAUUCAGAUCAAGAGGUUAUUGGCUCGUGGAGCUCUUGCACCUGCCGUCACUUGAAAACACGAAUUCCUGCGGAGACUUUGUAAUUUUAUCUCAAUAAGUUUAGUUGAUUUUCAGAUUUUCUUCAAAUUGCCUCAUCUUGCCCAGCGUUGUCUUUUGUUGACAGUAGGAAGCUUUUUUUCAAGGGAAGAAGAUGUAAAAAUUGAUAGCCUCUGAAUCGUAUUAUUUUUUGCAUUGCGACAGCAGUGACUAUUGGUCUCACACACAAGACUGACAUUUUGCCAAGAAUAUACAAGACAGAUAUUUUGCUCACGAUAUAAUGAUUUGGUAAAGUACAGACAUUCUUAGAGAUGUCUUUCUAAUUUUUUUUAACAUAAUAAAAAAUGAAGACGCUUUCGAAUUUAUCAGGCAGCAAAAUUGCUUUGUUACAUUCAUCUAGUUCUGGAUAUACUCCUUUUGCGAUAAACUUGCAUUUAGUGUGAUCAUCCCAAAAACAGUCGCUUGGUGAUGUUUAUUGAAAAUAGCCUUUUUAUGUCUGGAAGGUUGUGUUUGUACUAAGAGUCAAUCAUGAAAUAGAUCUGUUAUAUUUAUUUAAAAUAGUAGCUAGACGUUCCGAAUCGUUUUUAAUGCCUCUAAAAUGCGCGGCAUCUCAACGUAUUACCUUGGCCUCGAAUGUCGAAAUUGUCUCAUUUUAAAUCCACAAUAAAAACCCUCGACAGCUGAUCAUAAGGAUUUUCUUUUCAAUUAUGAAUGUUUGCAUACAAUGUUAGUCUUUUAUUCUUAACGCAUUAAAAUACAUUAAAUAAGAUACAUGUGUAUUUUUAAUUGUUAUCUAUGCAAAUCCGAUUUACAAGGCAUCUCUAUGUCAAUGAACAUGCUUUUCUCAUUAUGUUCAGAAAGUAAACAGUUUUUGAAAGGGCCUUUCGAUUGACAAGUAUUUUUUCUCAUUGGCAAUAGUGCUUAUCACCGAAUAGUGCUUAUUCUCACUUGAGGUCGACGCUAUCAACUCUUUGUUGAAGGGUGUGUCUGAAUAGCACUGUUUAUGUAAAAGAUUUCUUUUAUAUUUGUCAUAACUUGCACCUUUAUCAAUCCAUGUUUUCUUAGUCUGUCGACAGGUGAGUAAAAUGAGAUACUACUUGGGACUCUUUGAAACAAAAAGCGUUCUUAUCACCGUAAGAUAACGUGUUUACAUUGGCGAAUUCAAUGAUUAAGUGGAAAACAAAAAAUUCACCGAUACGAAAUGGAGGUUUGGGAUGAUAUUUGUUCAUAAUACAAUUUCUAGGAUUUAGCUAGAUCAAUAAUUAUUAUCAAUCUGGUUAUUUGUUUUUUCGUUGUGCAUUUCUUGGAUAGUUUGCCCUUGGAGAAUUGGAUUAGAAAAUGUUUUAAACUGCUUUUAUAAACGGAAUUUUUAAAUGAUCAUAUACAUUUUUUUGGUUUGCACUUCAUGUUUUUUGCAAGUAAUCUUGUAAAGAACUACAAAACAGUAACUUCUAUCUUUGAAUUAUGUUUAUCAAACUAAGUCAACUAUAUUUUAGUUUGUUAGUGAACAGAAUAGAUACCAAUUUUUGAUGAUGAUUAAUACUCCACCAAUUCUGAGAUCCCACGAAAAAUCCUUUUUCGAUAACGAAUAUCCCUGAGUGUGCAACGGAGAUCUGAUGGGGAAUCUGUCCAUUUUCCCAAGAAGAAAAUUCCAAAGUCCAAAUGCAUAAAGAAUUUGGUUGCUAAGAAUAUGUUGUUCAAAAUCACAGUAUUGUUUUAGUAAAUCACGUUCAGUCGGUUAUUCUCGUUUAUCGCAUCCUCUCCGUGCUUUUAGCUCUGCGCUGCAUAACUGGAUGACAAAUCCCGGACAAAAAUGGUUGAGACUUUUCAAGGAAAGUUUAUCUUUUCUCUUUCAUUUAAAAAAUAACUUCCCCCUCCACCCCCAAUUCAAUGUUGAAUGCAUGAUUUUGAAGGAGAAAUGAUAGAACUACAAAUCCAACAUUGAUUCGGGGUGAAAGGGGGGAUUCGAAUCUAUAGGGGUGACAUAGAGUAGAAAUUGCAAAAAUUGCAUUUUGUCUCACCAAUUUGUCGGGGAAUGUAGAUGACAGUUCUAGAUUACAAAUCUAUAUGAUUUGACAGUUGCUUUUCCAAUUCUGACAGUUGCUGGUUGCUGGUUACGUUUAGGAUGCUCACCAGGAACUAUCCAGGGAAGUUCAGUUAAGAGCUGAGACAAAGUAACCAUAAAUGGAUCAAGCAAAUUUUAAAAUAUCAACUAGUGUUUAAAGUUCUAAAAAGGGUCAUUAAAUGGUAUUUUCAACGAGUGAAAAGGGUCCAACGAUUGUGAAAACUUCCAACAGGCGCAAAAAGAUCUAACAUUUGUAAAACCGGACAACCAACUAACUGAAAAGGUACGACAGAUUUGGAAAAGCCCAACAAGUACAGUUAAAUACAGUGAAAUGUAAUGAAUUAUUAAUGUGGGAAAGGAAGCUGGCUUGAUAUUGCUUUUGCCGUGAUUUUUCUCCUGUUUGUAUGGAUUAAGUAUGGUUGUUUCUAGAAUAAACCCCAAAUCGCCUGAGUCCAGGUCAUUCGUUCACAGAUUACCGAUACAGCUUGACUCAUUCCUCCAGUCCUGGUCACAGCAUUUUUUCUUUCUAAGUGAACUCAUCCCAAAAAAUCGAGGCCUGACAUCUGGAAGAUUUAGAAUCUUGGAAGUUUUGAGGAUCAUCGUAGUCUUUCUUUUUACCUGCACUGAUCGCUCAGUCUAUUUGACUACGCUACAACUAAAAGAAUCUACGUCUCAACUAAGUAUGUUUAUGGUUGAAGAUGAAUUAUUGACUCACAAAGGCUGAAGCUUUCAAUGUAUUAUUUUCCAGUGGCGAAAAUUAUAGAGAGCAUGGGGAAGGGGUGCUCGGGCCGUCUAAAAUUGUGUCCCCUUCCCUCAGAAAGAAAACAUGAUUUUAGAAGCAAUCAAGGGAAAAUUAUUCCAGUGAUAAUCUUCAGUACUGAAGUGAACCUUUAAAGUGAUGUUUUAAAAAUAAUACUUGAUUGCUAGCGUUCUUUGUAGACCGUAUUCUUUUCGUAUUAAGUAUUCGGGUUGAAGGGAAGAGGACAAUUAUUUUGACCAAGGCUCCCAAUUCUUGUGUUUGUGAGUUAGAUAUUAACAUCUUCGAUCGUUAUUCUGGCGUUUUAUAUUUUGACGAAUGCAAGAUGAGAAACUUUGUACAAUUGUAUGAGUACUCUUUUGAACCCAUCAAUAAAUUUUAUACCGCCAAAAAUUGUUUAUCACAUUUUUUAUUUGUUUCUUACUUUAUCAAUCUUCAGUCAGUGAUUUCGAUUAUUUCACUAUACUAAUGGGCCUAAACAUAAAUUUACCCAUUUUAAUAGGUUCACACCUUCCGUCUAGGUUGUAAGUUUUUAAUUGAUUGGCUGUUCAUAAUCGUUAUGUAGACAAUGAAUAGCUAAUACUCUUAUGGCACCCAAGUACUCAAAUGCAAACGAAAUCUGAAUCCGGCUUCAAAUAUGAGAAGGAACUUUUCUUAUUUUGAUCCUGGAAUACUACACGCACUGAUCUGUAUUGUUGAUCAAUAUCAAUCCAAGUAAGACCAACUGCUAUCUUUGAACCGUAUAUUUGCACUUCUUAGAUUUAGAAGAAUUGUCUUGCCUCCACUUAAACUCUGCUUUUUCUUAUGGCUCAUUCAUAAAAGUCUAUAUAAUAUGGGAGAUUACUGACAUAAUCUGGAAGGCCAUUGUGAAUCUGCAGCUGUUGUGUUCUCACGGAGGAGCCUUCUUUGAGGGUGCGGUUCUUGACUUAAUGUAUCAGUGAUACUUGAGAUGAUUUCAUUUUAGUUGUUAAUCAAAAAAAUUUCUCCACACAAAGACUGUCCAGUUUAUUUUAGGUCCCUUAAUUUCGUUAUAUUAGCACUGCUUUUGCUACUACGACCAUGGAAAUAUUUGCUAAGUUUUGAAUGCUUUUAUUGCAAUACGAGCGUCUUAUUGCAUGUCUGUUUUCUGCAUCUAUAAAAUUGGUUGUCCGCAGUAUUGUUGUGUUUUGUUUAUUUAUUUCUGUAAUGUGAAAAGCUCUUAGUACUAUCCCUUAAGACGCAGACGAUGGAACAGGUGGCAAAAUUUAUCUUUUCUCGCUGCUAGAACAAGAAUAAGUGUCUCCAGUUUUAUCCACGCGGCUAAUGGAAUUAAGUUUCUAUUGCACUAGAAAGCAAACAUAUUUGUUAUGAAAUCCAAAGUGUCCUUUCUGCACCUAGAAAUUGUUGCUAUUAUCAGGUACUUGAGUAGGGGUGUAACAGAGUCCCCCGAGUUGUGACAUCAUUAAAAUAUAUAAUGUUUCAUCGAUUGCCAAUUGAUGAAACAAGGUAUGGACACAUAAGGUAAUGCUACUGCGAACCAGUGGCGGGGUGGCUAUGUUUUCCCUGGGGUGGCCAAGUCGAUUUUUGCAACUUGAAUGCAAAAUUUCAUAAAUAAAGUUUGACUAAAAAUGCGGAUAUGUAUGGAAAAGUUAUGUUAUCCUAACAUUUGACCUUCUCGAUCGUGGUUCGGUAAAAUAUCAAGCUAUUUUGAAUUGGCUUAUAAGCGUGUCACCGCAUAUAUGAUGUAUGAUAUACAAACAUGGUUCAAGUUUGUUAUUCUUUAGCAGUUAUUAAAUAGUAGUUUUUUCAACAACUUGAAAGUUUCAAGCAUUGAAUCGCACUAUUGAAUCGGACAGAGGUGGCGGUCACAAAAUUGAAUCUGGGGUUGGGCUAAGGAUCAAGUUUAGUGACAAAGGAGGACCCACCAUGGUUGGGUCCGACGCGGAAGAAAAUUUUUGAAAUCAAGCCCUCUAGAAUGGCUAAAAAUGUAUCUCCCAUAAUAAAAUUUAACAAAUCACUACACCGCUCAGAAUAGACAGUUCAACGAUGCUCAGAAAGACAUGGAUUUUUUAUUUUUUUUUAAAAAAUUUGGGAAGGGAGGAUUCAUGCGUUGGAAAAAGAAAGAAAGGGUGACCUUUAGUUCACAUCGAUGUUAAUAACAAGAAGCUGCUGUAUUGAUUGCCAGGGUGCAUUCCAUGUACUUAGGCCCGAAGAUCUGUGGCGUUCACUCAGGCUUUUUGGCGUUCCGAGUACAAACUAAUAGAAAACAUUUUUGGCAUACGUAAAAUCUUCGUUAGUUGGCGUGCUAAACAUGAAACCACGUACAUAGUUAAAACGAAAACAUAUGAAACAAAUGUUGAUUGGGUCAUGGCAGCGCAACAUGCUUCGAUUAUAGAAUCUCGCGUUAUUUUAGAUUGUUCACAGCAAGUUAUAGCGAAGUGUUCUACCCGUGUACGAUCACUUUUGAUGUUUCUAGCCAAAUAUUACAAGGAAACAAUUUUGGCGCCCCCUUAACUCCAUUUGCGCCCCUAUUCAGGGGGGGGCCACGGCCCCCUGGCCCCCCUGCCACCACGCCACUGCUGCGAACAGCCAAUCACUUCACUAUGACAUCGCUUUAUUUCUAUUGUUUAAGUUGUUCUUUCCGAGUAAUGAUUAGGAAUAUGACAUGCUAUUCUUCGCCGAUAUAUGAAAACUGCUUUUAUGUUGAGAAAGACCAGAUUAGGAUUAUUUCUUGAAUAACUGACGAGCGAAAAACUAAUUAUGGCUGUGACACGUACCCAGUAAGGGUUAAACCGCUCUGUUUCUUUUCAGUUGAAUGAGAUAGUAAUGUUUUAGUGGAUUUAAAUAAAUAUUUGAGCUUGAUAUAGAAAAACUUUAUAAAACGUAAAGCCAAACAUGCUUGUAAACACUCUAGUGCUCGAGCCCCCUAAAAAGCUGGCUUCCCCCAACCGACUCCCACUAAAAGUCCCCAUUGUGACACUGAUUUUGGCACGCAUAAAAAGGAUAUUGCCAUUCAUUUUGCGACAUUUUAAAGCUUGAUAGAACGUGCAAAAAUGUUAAAAAAUAUUGUACGGGUGCUCCACAAGACUCAUCGCUUUGUACUUUUAUGGCUGUAUUUCAAAGAAUUUUCAAAAAAUAAAAUGGCUCUUCUAGGCCUGCCGAGGCAAGAAAAAGCAUUAUGAAAAAUUACCCUUUUUGAAUAGAUAUCUGUCUUUCAUAGAUUAUGACUGCUUAGAAUAUCAAAGAAAAUUUAGUUAGCUUACCAACUGCUGCGAAUACCGUUACUUGACAGAGUUAUUUGUCUGUUUUGCAUCUUUGGUGCCAUAUGAUAGCAAACUGUGAAGCAUACAUGAGGAAGCUAACUCACAAUGUCAGUUAGUCGCGUCGUUUUCAAAGUCGCUUUAAGUAUCAUCUCUCAAAACUUUUAUGUCCUUGCUGCAAUGUAACACCGAACAUAUCAUCUAUGUACAAAUGCUCUAAUUAUUGGAAAGUAUUGGCAUUUUUACAACUGGACAUAUAUAUCAGAUUUAAAUGCAGCAAUUUUUCCAAGUGAACCUUUCGCCGACAGCCGCUAGUCAUGUCCAAAUGCACGAGACUCGUCAACAUUUUAUCUUCUCAAAAUCAUCUUAAAAAUUAUUUGUUUGUUAUGAUGAAAAUUUCAUCCCUAUCAGAUUUUAACCGCUAAAUUCCAAUGUUAUUACUCAAUAUUUGUCGGAAAAGAUCCCGAGCGUUUUCAAAACAGACUGUAGAUUGAACCGAAAUAUAUGCAGUUUAGAAUAAGUUAUCCCUUCACUUGUUUCUUACUUUUAUUAAAUGAAAUUUCUCUUUUCGACAGAGGUUCCUAGCCACAGUUUGCUUUCAGAAUGUACUUUAGGUGUUGUUGCAACUUUUUUAACGGCAAAGACAGACCAGCGGCUGUAUUUCUCAGUUUACUGAAGUCACCGCCCGAAUUUUUUAUAAAAUGUAAUAGAUAUGUUUCGGCACCAGCCUCUUCAACAAUAUGAACAACACCGAUAGUUAGCAGCUGCUGAUUUUGUAAUACUGUAGUUGCAGAAGAAUCACGUUAACUAUUCGUUAUAUUUCGAGUGAAAGAUUUACUAAGACCUUUGAAGACCAACGGAGUCUCUCAGAUUACCAAGCUCGUCACGCUAAGGUGAGGCGAGGGGGCGGGGGCUGUGACACCCCCUUUUGCCGUGCAUGGAGAUGUUAAAAUUAAAGGACAAGCCGGAUUAGGUGUUGGGGGUGAGUGCUAUCGGUAAAAAUGAAAUCAAAAUUUCGGCUUCUUGUAAUUAUAAAAAGAUGCUUGUCGUUACUAGAGAGUUUAAUGAUUAAGGCACUACGGUUAUAAGUCUAAAUAUGGUUUCAUAUAAAACUACACAUAAAAGAAACAUUCUGAAUCGCCACUGAAUAAUAUUCAAACUUGAGAUGUUCAGCCUGAUACCCCCGACCCCAGUCGGUCUAACAGCUCCAAAGGAUUGAUUCAAAGG
Messenger RNA from Rhopilema esculentum, 10374 nucleotides. RefSeq names its product RCC1-like G exchanging factor-like protein. Gene Ontology annotation, molecular function: guanyl-nucleotide exchange factor activity; rRNA binding. Gene Ontology annotation, cellular component: mitochondrial inner membrane. Gene Ontology annotation, biological process: positive regulation of mitochondrial translation. The record is from RefSeq and is a predicted model, not a curated record. Lineage: Eukaryota; Metazoa; Cnidaria; Scyphozoa; Rhizostomeae; Rhizostomatidae.